CCAGUUUUUUCAGUUUCAUCUCUCUCACUCUCUUCGACUUCUCCGCGAAACAGACUCACCCUUGACCACUCAAACAUGACUCACGGUGGACCACACUAUGCCUGUGCCUCUGCUCCAGGCAUUGGCUUCGGAUCAGCAGGUCUUGGCUAUGGCGGCCACCACUCUGGCACAUUGAUCGGAUCCGGGUCACCAUCCUUUGCCGUUCCCUCCUGUGCCUCUGCUCCCAUCGUCGGCUUUGGAUCUGCAGGUCUUGGCCAUGGUUUUGAUUCUGGGGUACCCUCCGCUAGCCUGGGCAUCCUCUCAGGGGUCAAUCCUUCCUGCAUCAACCAGAUCCCACCCGCAGAAGUCAUGGUCCAGCCACCCCCUGUCGUUCUGACCCUCCCCGGACCCAUCCUCUCUGCUACCGGUCAACCAGUCUUUGUGGGAGGCAACACUCCUUGCGCUGUUAGUUAUGGUGGAUCCGGCCAUGGGCUUUCCGGAGGCAGUGCUCUUUACGGUGGAUCCGGCCGUGGGCUUUCCGGAGGCAGUGCUCUUUAUGGUGGAUUCGGCAGAGGGCUCUCUGGAGGUAGUUUUGGUGCUCUUGGAGGCCAUUUGGGAAGCUUUGGGGGCCGCAGAGGCAGUCUCAUCCUGGGGCGCCGAGGCAGUACCUGCCUGGCCCCUCACUAAAUUCUCAAGGACUGUGUCAAUCAAAUUCGGAGCAACCCCCUGAUGUAAUAGCCUGGACUGCACAAUGAUCGGUUGAACACCCUCCACGUGCGGAGUGCUCUCCAGCUUGGGAGAUCUCAGUGUCUCUUCGUCUCGGGGCCAGACAUAGUUUCCUGUCUCUUUGUCUAUGGAAGACGUCCCAUUCUGUAAAUGCUUUGCCCCAUUUAAAACCUGCCUCUUUGUGAAAAUUGUUCAGAUGAAUAAUUUUUUCUGUUUCCUAAUAAAACUUACUUUGCAUCAUGA
This is a messenger RNA of Gekko japonicus, 948 nucleotides long. RefSeq names its product scale keratin-like. The transcript has 2 exons. Gene Ontology annotation, molecular function: structural constituent of cytoskeleton. Lineage: Eukaryota; Metazoa; Chordata; Lepidosauria; Squamata; Gekkonidae. The record is from RefSeq and is a predicted model, not a curated record. Gene Ontology annotation, cellular component: intermediate filament. Bases 76 to 666 code for a protein of 196 amino acids.